Messenger RNA from Mycena indigotica, 2724 nucleotides. Its product is annotated as Myb-DNA-bind-2 domain-containing protein. Bases 1 to 2724 code for a protein of 907 amino acids. The record is from RefSeq and is a predicted model, not a curated record. NCBI's taxonomy places the organism in Eukaryota, Fungi, Basidiomycota, Agaricomycetes, Agaricales, Mycenaceae. The transcript is spliced from 4 exons.
AUGGCUAGUACGCGUGUACAAUAUGAUUCCGACGACGAUACACUGCUUGUCAAAUACUUGGCCAAGUAUAAUCCUGGCGUUCAAGGCCGUAAAGGCAACAAAGUCUAUCAGACGCUGACUCUGAAUGCAGACAAGAAGUGGGCUUGGGCUAGUCGUCAUCCAUGGGGCGGUUGGCGCGAACGCUAUAUGAAGCACCAAGCCGAGUUUGACCAACGCAUCAAGAAAUAUCAGAUCCGCAAGAAUCUCCCAACAGCGAAUCCAGGGCAUGUCAAUGGGACGAAAAAGACUGUUGACUCUGAAAUCGAAAGCGACACCAAUGCAGGUCGCAAGCGGAAAUAUGUUCCGUCUACCAUACCGAGGAAGAAAGCUAAAGCUGAGCAACGGGAGGAAGAAGAGGAGGAUGAGCCCGCGCCAGAGAUUCUUGAGGCAGUCGAAAGUUCGAGCGAGUCAAGCGAGGCAUCCCAAAUUGUGCCCAAUAUUAAUAUAUAUCCGAGCCUCGAUUCGGUUGCGAAACCCCAUCCAGCUAAACCGAGACCCCUUAUUCCUCGAUCAACCAUUGUCGACAACGAUUUCGUCUCUUUGCCACCAACACCCGCAGACACCGUCUCCCGGCCUCCGACAACAGCAUCUAAUAAGAGCGAAGAAAGCUCAUCCGAAGAGGAUGAUCCGCGGCCGCCAAUGCCCCGCAGACUUGCUCGGAUUGACGAGGGGCCUUUCCGUAGCAAGCUGGCUGUGGGGAAGCCCCAUCGAAAGCUAUUGGCGGAAGGCGACAGUGACAGUGACGACCAAGCGGGCCCAUGGCCUCCGAUUCGCAGCUCGCAACAAGCAGCGAAAGGAGCCCAGCUUUUGCCUGCCAAAGCCCAUACGAUCGUCAAGAAGCCCUUUCGAAAGUUAUUACUGGAUAGCGAUAGCGAUGACGACGCAACCCCAAAUCGUAGCCAGCCGCCAAAACCAUCACCUGCUAAACUCACACCAUCCGCUAAUAGAAAGCCGCGAUCCCCCCGUCCAGGCCAGCCUGUUUUCCCGAAAGAACAAAAGCCUGCCCAAGUAGUGGUCGAAAAACGCAAGGUGGCCACCGGUCACAUACCACAAGUCAAUGCCAUUGCAUCUUCAUCCAAAGUACACCUUACUCCCGCCAAACCCCCUCCGUUGGGAGUUCCUAAUCCGCCGAAAGGACGAAAGGGUUUGCAACCCGUGGUCGGAAUAACCAAGGUUGACACCAGUCGUAUACAACGAGUCAAUGCUGUUGCAUCUUCGUCCAAAGUACAACUUACUCCCGCAAAACCUUUUCCGUUGGGAGUCUCUGCUUCGCCGAAAGAACGAAAUGCGGCUCAAGCCGUCAUCGAAAAACCCGAUGUUGCCACCAGUCGCAUACCCCAAGUCAAUGCAAUUACAUCUUCUUCCAAAGUCACUCCUGCACAACCUCACCGCUCAACCAGCCCUCUUGACUGGGGAUCACCGAUUGGUGGCCAUUCCCCCACGCCUCGCACUCCCACAAGCCCUUUCGAUUUGACCACUUUGCUCACUCCUGAAGACGAAAUCAGCUCGCAUGACGCUGCCCCUGCCAAAAGACAUCCUCUUCGCAAUCUAGCCCAACCUAAUCAACCACCACAGAAGCUGUUCUUCGCUGGCCGACGGUCACGCAACGAGGCGCCUCGCUCUGUCAUCAGCGAGCAUGAAUCAACACGCCGUUCCCGUGCACCAAGUCCCAACACUGACGCGAAUUCACAGCGAUACCAGCUUCCUUCUCCCCCGCGCGCAAGCCUCUCCCGCCAACACCCCCGGUCCCCGCUUUCUGGACAAGGCAAGCGCACUUCCCAGUUCGAAAGCACGUUCAGUCGACGCAUCAAUAAUAACCGUCUCUUGUCGGUGGUGGCCGACCACGACGUUGCUCGGAGACGCAGUCUUCCCGCUAUCGAUUUCCACAAAAAAACGAUUGUGAUGCCGCGCCAAUCACUCCCGGCGCCGCAACACCGUCGCGUUAGCGCUCCCCAACCUCGCGGGCCACGAGAAAGCUCGAUAUUCCCCACCCGUGCCUCUCUUGGAAAUUCCCCUGAUGAGGACACAGCGGUGAAUGCGGAUCUUUCGGCGCAGGUGUUCGUGGCAAUGGCGAAAAACCAUGGGUUUGGGGUUGACGUGGUGAGGAACUUGUUUGCGCGGACGCGGAAUUUGGAAAAGACGGACGCUUUGCUACUGAGAUUGCGGGAGAAAUCGGAGGCUGCUGUGGAAGCGAUGCUUCAGGAAGAAGAUGAUCAGCCACCACCGCCAGUUUUGGCCCAUCGACGAAACGUCUCGGGGAGCUCGUCAGUACGGACACCGCAAUCCGGAGCCUUUUCUGUAAAAUACCGCUCUUCCAGUCGACGACGCAGCUCCCGGUUGCCUGAUGACGAGGUUUUUCGGCCCAAACGCGUCGACAUCGACAGUGACGAUGUUUUGGAGUAUACGCCGCCUUCGGGCUCACGUGCCGCUGCUCUAGUAAGACCGAUUCGGAAGAGCCGCGAAUUUGCGGCCGGUCUAUCAGCAUCGAUGCGUGAAGCGAAGAUCGAUAGGUCUGGUGGUAGUUCAAACUCUAGCCACCAGCCAAAGCCGCUUCCCGCAGUCGAUAUGGAGGAUUUGUUGAAGGGGGACAUUAGUACUUUGCGCGAGCUGGAGCAGCAGGAUAUGGAUGUAGCUGUAGAAAUGGCAGAGAAGUUUGCUAGGUAUAUCCUGGAGGCUAGCGAAUAA